Ictidomys tridecemlineatus (thirteen-lined ground squirrel) is the source of this 1966-nucleotide messenger RNA. RefSeq lists its product as uncharacterized. NCBI's taxonomy places the organism in Eukaryota, Metazoa, Chordata, Mammalia, Rodentia, Sciuridae. The record is from RefSeq and is a predicted model, not a curated record.
GCAGGCGGCAUUGUUAUGCCCCAGGAAGGGGACGGAAGGGGAGGAUGGGCCAGGCAGGAAAGCUCCAAAUCAAACCAGGGACUGGGCGGAGAAAAAGAGGCCCAGAAAGGAAGGCAGCGGGGCGAGGUAAUGCCAAGUGGGUUUCUAUGGUGGGGUCCCCACGCCCCGGGGCCUACCCAGGGCACCGGCAACCCUUCAGCCUCUGACGGCGAAAGGGACCACGCCGCGGCCCUCCGGAUUCUUCCCCUCCUUCGCUCCCCGACCCACACAAAGAAAGAGCCGGAGGAGCUGAGCCUAAGACUCCGCCGCUUCCUGGUUCAAGUGAGGCGAAAGCAAACGCAGGCGCGGCCCAGGAACCGAGGAGGCAGGCACGCUCCUUCGCCCCCUCCCGGAUUGGGGCCGGGUCCUCACCUGCUUCCUGGCGCCGCCGCUGCUCCUCAGCCGCGGAAGGGUGGGAGUCCUCCAACAACAAGAAGCCGGACUCCCGGACGAUUCUGCUGCUUCUUUAAACGUCGCUCCAGUCUUGGUCGACGUCGACGCGGCUACCGCCUCCUGCCGCCACGGCUGCUACAGCUGCCCCACGCCACCGACAGAGGGCACAGCGCGGGGGCGAAGCUCUGAAGUCAGAGGCGCCCUCCUCUUCCGAGUGCAGUCCGAGGGUUUCCGGAAGGCCCCGAGCUCUACGCGACUGCGCUUCGGUACCCUAUUCAGCCUUCGGCUCUUUCCGCAAAGGGGCGGAGGAAGACUGCGAAGUUCUUGAAGCUCUUUCCGGAGGGCAAAAGGGUGGGAAAAGGAAAGGGAAAGAUCAGUGCUGGAGACUGAACCCAGUGCCUCACAUGUGCUAGGCAAGUGCUCUACCACUGAGCCACAACCCCAGCUCUACUGCUAUGAUUUCAAGAGGCCUAGGUAUUGAGUGAGCUGGCAGCAGACCUUGGCGUCAUCCAUAUGGUGCUGGUUCUGAAGGAACACUGGAUGCUCAAGAUAAGGGAUCAUGGAAGCUUCCACAGAGAUUUCAAAGGAAGGCCUGGGAGGACAGGCAAAGUGUAGCAGGGUCACAAUCCCUGCAGGCUGCCUCUGAGAAGCCAAUGCAUGAAGCUGUGAAGGUGAAACUGAAGCUGGAAUGGAGACCCCAGGAAUUGAGAGUUGCCAGUAAUGUGAACUUUCUGCCAAGAAAAACUGCUGGCUGCAGAGAGAGCCAGGCUGAAAGAGAGCCCAUGAGCACUGCAACCAACAAGACCAAAGGGGAAGGCUGCCCAAGCACUUUGGAAAUAACAUCUCACAGCCAAGUGUCCUAGAUGCUCUAUGUGAAGUUAUGGGACUUGUUUGCCUAGCUGUGUUUUGGUCUCAUUUUGGACCCAUCCCUUCUUUCUGUUCCCCUAUUCCUCCCUUUCUGGAUGGGAAUGUUUACUAUGUGCAACUAUAUAUUGAAUGUAUGUAACUUUUUUUUAUUUUUAUAGGGGCUCACAGCCAGCAGUUUGCCUUGAGUAUCAGGUGAGAUUUUGGACUUGGGCACUCCUAGAACUGUAAAAACUAUGGAACUCUUGGAGAUGGACUAAAUGCAUUUUGCACUAUGAGUUGGACAUGAGCCUUAGGGACUGGGGUGGAAUGUUAUGAUUUGGAUAUGAGGUAUAUGCCAAAAUUUCUGUAUUAAUUCAGGAAUGUAAAAUGAUUGAAUUGUGAGAGAUGUAACCUAAUCAGUUCAUACUAGUUUGAAUGGACUGGGUAGUUGUAUGCAUAUGGGGCAUAGGUGGAGGAGGUGGGUCACUGUAGGCAUGCCCUGAAAGGAUGUGUCUUCCCUGAGGACUCCCUCUGUUUCCUGAUGCCCCCUCCAUUAACUGAGAAGUUUUCCUCUCCUGGGCCUUUCCCCCAUGAUGUGCUGCCAAGUGGCCCAGAGCAAUAGAGUCAGCCCUCUAUGGACUGAGAGUUCUGAAACUGUGAGCCCCAAAUAAACUUUUCCUCCUCUUCA